Molecule: messenger RNA, 4717 nt
Organism: Danio rerio (zebrafish)
Lineage: Eukaryota; Metazoa; Chordata; Actinopteri; Cypriniformes; Danionidae
Source: RefSeq, a predicted model, not a curated record
CCGUGUCCGCUGAGUUGAAACGAUUCUCAGGGACGGAGCCGCAAAGGAGGAGGGAAAGACUCCCGCAUCAUCGCGCCCGCUCUUUCCCUCACCAGCACCGAGAGCCGUUGCGUUUCAGCUGUGGUCAGUUUUAACAUGUGUCCACCCUGUAUGAUGCCCGCUGUUUUGUGAACAGUGCGCGUUUGGUGGAUGUGGUCGCGUGGAUAAGCAGAAGACGAUGAUUUUGUCGGGUCUCCUUUUACCCGCGUUAUGGGGACUGGCGCUCGGCGGAUCUCCAAGCGUCCAAAUCGGUGGCCUGUUCCCUAGAGGAGCAGAUCAAGAGUACAGCGCGUUUCGGAUCGGAAUGGUCCAGUUCGGCACGGCAGAAUUCCGCCUCACUCCGCACAUUGAUAACCUGGAGGUGGCAAACAGCUUCGCCAUAACCAAUUGCUUUUGCUCCCAGUUUUCCAGAGGAGUGUACGCUAUCUUUGGCUUCUACGAUAAGAAGUCGGUGAACACAAUCACGUCAUUCUGCGAGACGCUGCACGUGUCCUUCAUCACACCCAGUUUUCCAGCAGAUGGCCUCAACCAGUUUGUCCUGCAGAUGAGGCCUGAUAUUAAAGGGCCCCUCAUCAGCCUGGUGGAGUAUUACAAGUGGGAGAAGUUUGCCUAUCUGUAUGACAGCGACAGAGGUCUGUCGACCCUGCAGGCGGUGCUGGACACAGCAGCAGAGAGGAAAUGGCAGGUAACAGCCAUAAACGUUGGAAACCUGAAGGAUGAGUGGAAAGACGAGGCAUAUCGCUCACUCUUUCAGGACCUGGAGAACAAGAACGAGAGGAGAGUCAUCCUCGACUGUGAACAGGACAAGGUCAAGGACAUUAUGGAGCAGGUGAUUACCAUCGGUCGACAUGUGAAAGGAUAUCAUUACAUCAUUGCAAAUUUUGGCUUUGUGGAUGGAGAUUUAUCCAAGAUUCAGUAUGGAGGAGCGAAUGUGUCUGGAUUUCAGAUUGUGGAUUUUGAUGACCCGCUUGUUGCUAAAUUUGACCAGCGCUGGGAGGCUCUGGAGGAAAAGGAGUAUCCUGGAGCGGACAGCAGAAUUAGGUACACCUCCGCUCUCACAUAUGAUGCUGUGCAAGUGAUGACAGAGGCGUUUCGCUUUCUGCAUAAACAAAGGAUUGACAUCAGUCGCCGUGGCAACAACGGAGACUGCCUGGCCAAUCCUGCGGUGCCGUGGGCUCAGGGGGUGGAGAUUGAACGUGCUCUUAAACAGGUGCGUGUGGAUGGAUUGACUGGAAAUAUUCAGUUUGAUCAGUAUGGCAGAAGAGUGAAUUACACAGUCAAUGUCAUGGAGCUGAAAAACAGCGGCCCUGUGAAGAUUGGCUACUGGAAUGAGAUGGACAAAAUGGCAGUGACAAAGUCUGACCUUUUCCCCAAUGACACCAUGGGAAUGGAAAAUAAAACGGUUAUUGUGACGACAAUCCUGGAGGCACCGUAUGUGAUGCUGAAAAAGAAUGCAGAGUUAUUCACUGAUAAUGAACGUUAUGAGGGAUACUGUGUGGAUUUGGCUGCUGAGAUUGCAAAGCAUUGCGGAUUUAAGUAUCAGCUGAGGAUUGUCGCUGAUGGAAAGUAUGGCGCUCGAGAUGCUGAGACCAAGAUCUGGAAUGGCAUGGUUGGAGAACUGGUGUACGGGAAAGCAGACAUAGCAGUCGCUCCUCUCACCAUCACUCUUGUCAGAGAGGAAGUGAUAGACUUCUCGAAACCAUUCAUGAGUCUGGGCAUAUCCAUUAUGAUCAAGAAACCACAGAAAUCCAAGCCGGGCGUCUUCUCUUUCCUGGAUCCACUGGCUUAUGAGAUCUGGAUGUGCAUUGUGUUUGCCUACAUCGGAGUUAGCGUUGUGCUCUUCCUCGUUAGCCGCUUCAGCCCUUACGAGUGGCACACUGAGGAGUUUGAGGAUGGGCAGCUGGGCCCAAGCGAAUCUACCAACGAAUUUGGCAUCUUUAAUAGUCUGUGGUUUUCUCUGGGCGCUUUUAUGCAGCAGGGAUGCGAUAUUUCACCAAGGUCUUUGUCUGGCCGUAUAGUUGGUGGUGUGUGGUGGUUUUUCACCCUCAUCAUCAUUUCUUCCUACACGGCUAACCUGGCUGCCUUCCUCACUGUGGAGAGAAUGGUGUCCCCUAUCGAAAGUGCUGAAGACCUGGCCAAACAGACGGAGAUUGCCUAUGGGACACUGGAUGCUGGUUCCACCAAAGAGUUCUUUAGGAGAUCUAAGAUUGCUCUCUUUGACAAGAUGUGGCAGUACAUGAAGAGCGCAGAGCCUUCGGUGUUUGUUAAAAACACAGUGGAAGGCGUCUUGCGUGUCCGGAAAUCCAAAGGCAAAUACGCUUAUCUUCUGGAGUCCACCAUGAAUGAAUACAUCGAGCAGCGCAAGCCCUGCGACACCAUGAAGGUCGGAGGGAACCUUGACUCUAAAGGCUACGGCAUCGCCACACCCAAGGGAUCUGCUUUAAGAACGCCAGUAAACCUUGCAGUAUUGAAACUCAGUGAGCAAGGCAUCUUAGACAAGCUGAAAAACAAAUGGUGGUACGAUAAGGGAGAAUGUGGAGCCAAGGACUCUGGAAGUAAGGAGAAGACUAGCGCCCUCAGCCUGAGUAACGUUGCGGGUGUCUUCUACAUCCUGGUUGGCGGCCUCGGGUUGGCCAUGCUGGUCGCUCUGGUGGAGUUCUGCUACAAGUCGCGCGCGGAGGCCAAACGCAUGAAGAUGACGUUCACAGAUGCUAUGCGCAGUAAGGCCAGGUUGUCUAUAACGGGCAGUACAGGGGAGAACGGGCGAGUGCUGACUCCAGACUUCUCUAAAGCCGUCCAUGCUGUGCCGUACCUGAGACCUGGCAUGGCAAUGCCUCUGAGUGUGAGCGAGCUGUCCUGAGUGCCUUACACACACAUACACACAAACACUGGUGCAAGCAUGCUGUACCCCCACUUUCAUACGUGUACAUAUUCUUACACACACAGACACACUAUAAAUAAAUAUAUAUAUAUAUAUAUAUAUAUACAUAAUAAUAGUUAACUAUUCCAUAUUCAAUGAAUCACAACAUCUAUACACAGGAUGUCAGAUCCAUUUAAACACACUUUAUCACGUUUACUGUUCAGUGCAAUCAUAUUUUGGCCAGCGUGUCACGUGUACAUUUGCAAAAACAGACGUAAAAAAGGUAUACAGGCACAUGGCCGCGUGUGCAUAUGCAGACAACUUCAACUUUGUGUAGCUACACAUCUAUAAAGUUGUGUAUUUUUGCAUUUCCAAGUUCUCGUUUCGAAUACGCACACAUAUUAUGACCUCAUGUAUUCGCUCGCAUAAUCACUUGGCUCCAGUUUUCAUCGAUUUCUUUUCACAUUGUAAGUGACGACAUCGCAAUGCUGCACUGAGGAACAAUGUUAAAUCCUUCCUACUGGAAAAACACAACUCCACUCCUGUUUGCAUUGCAAAGUGUUUUUGGAUUCUCAAGAACUCAAGCACACAAAUCAUCUGCGUCAAAUGUGAUUUUGUUUACUUGGUCUACAUGAUAAAUAUAUUAAAUCAAAUGUUUGACUAGAAUCGUUUCUUAUUAUAUGAGAUCUGUAUGAUAAAUGAUGUAUAUAAUUACACUUUUGUUCAUUUGAUGUUAAUGUUACCAUGCAAAUGCUAAAUGAUUGAGAAAAAAACUAAAUGAUUUAAGUAGUUUUGUUUCUUCUCCUCACUGGUUUGUUUUGUUGUGAUGUUUAUUUAUUUAUUUAUUUAUUUUUUGGAUCACUGUGUUCCGUUUUUCUGGCCUAUGGACAAUGCAAGCAGUAGUUUUAUAAUUCUGUCUUUUAAUUAAAAAAAGAAACUAAAAAAAAAGAAAGAAUAUUUUACCUUCUGCAUUUCACCAUUUAGAUGGUAUGGAUCUGUAUAUGAAUAAAUGAACUUCUAUAUAUAUAUAUCGAUAUCUCAAAAUGCCAAAUAUUGAUGUGUGCCAAAAUAUGUCAAGGCAUUUCAGAUGCUUUUAUCAGUUUUGUCUCUGUACGGGGAAAUGUAAAGACUGAAAAUUAGCACCCUAUACUCGAGGGUUUGUUAUUUAUGUCAUCUUUGGCUCUCUAUGUUUUGUUUUGUUUAGGUUUUCAUAUUAAAUGCAUUGUACUUUUAAUAAGGUGCACUACGAUAUGCAGUUUUAACUGUGAAAAGCAUGACGACCUUUAGUUAUGUUUGUUUUUAUAAAAGCGAUGAUUAUGUAUAUCACUUAUAUUAGUUAAGUAGGGGUUUUCUUUGACGUAGUCAUGACCUGAAGACUAAGAGAUGGAGAUGAUUAUUACAGAUAGUUAUAUUGAAAAUUAUAUUGAUAAAGUAUAAGCCGAUCACCCUUUUCUAUGCCAUGCUGUGUAACUGAAAUCUUGUUCAUUAGUUUUAUAUGUAUAUGUACUGUACAUGUAAAUAGAAUCCAUUCAUGUGUAUAACUUAAAAUCUUGGAUGAUACACGAUUACACAAAGACGCACAUUAGAGGAUUGCUCAUUUUGUGCUUUUUUUGGGAGAAUGUUUGGGAACGUCUGAGUGAAGUACCAAGCUGUCUCUCAUUUCCAGACACUAAUGGACUGGUCAUCACUAGCAUCAUUUCAGCUGGAGGGUUUGCCAUGGGAUGAAAAAAAAGGAGGACAUUUUUCUAAAUGGAAUGUGGACCGAUUGCUUUAUUUUUUGGAAUAUUUUGAAAUAAACAGAGACUGAGAAUCCUCUGA